AUGUCUUCCCCAAGUGAGACAAAGCCAUGCGACUCAAAGGCGAAAGACGCAGAGUACCAAGCCCUCUGGCAAUGCUGCGAUCGCACCGCUCGCAAAGCAGUCUACUUUGCUGCCACCAAUAAAGAAAUGAAACGAGCUGUCCUCAACGAAGCAUGUCAAGAGCUCAUGGACAGGAGACGCGAGCAAGGCAAGACCCUAUGCGGAACAAAGAUCCAGACUAUGGUCGACCUCCAUCUUCAACGGGAGCUUAACAAUCGCCUCCUUGCGGAGGCUCGUCUCAGCCACCAGCCCUCGCCUUCCCCAAACCUCAUGGCCUACCAAGGCAACUCGGGUCCAUUCCUAGUAAACUCGGUUCCUAUGCAUGCGGCUUCGAAUUCGUUCACCGUCUUUCCGCCGCCGCAGCAGCAGCCGCCGCAACAGUCUUCCCCUAUUUUGAACUUUUCGCCGUACGGCGAAAACAAUGCUCUCGGCCAUGAGCCUAUGCGCCAGCAACCCACCAUUGCGACGCUGAUCAACACACUAGGAGUUUACAAUGCAAGAAUCUGCGAGCUCGAUGCAAAAGUACGGCAGCUUGAUGCAGUAGUAUCACGCCUUGAAAGCAAGAAAGGACUUGAGCAGGAGCAUGACCGCGCCAGAACCAUGGCCUAUGGACCCCAGCCCAUGUUUUACCACCCAUCUGAGUAUCCGGCCGACUGUAAGAGAGGUCCCGAACAAGAACAUGAUCGUGCAAGUGCUGCGACCUACGGACCCUUGCCCAUGCUCUACCGCGGCUCCGAGUAUCCGGUCGAGGGCAUCGAGGGCCUCAAUGGCAGUGGUGGCAUCGCUUAUGCGCAGCAGAGACCUCUGACGCCUAGCAGCCAGACGAACGGGAAAGACGGGGAUGACAGCCACCGAGGUAUUGGUCUUUGA
This is a messenger RNA of Fusarium sp. VM40, 909 nucleotides long. The record is from the annotation of a GenBank genome assembly. NCBI's taxonomy places the organism in Eukaryota, Fungi, Ascomycota, Sordariomycetes, Hypocreales, Nectriaceae.